Molecule: messenger RNA, 7047 nt
Organism: Drosophila kikkawai
Lineage: Eukaryota; Metazoa; Arthropoda; Insecta; Diptera; Drosophilidae
Biological process (GO): regulation of transcription by RNA polymerase II; cell differentiation; anatomical structure morphogenesis
Molecular function (GO): DNA-binding transcription factor activity, RNA polymerase II-specific; RNA polymerase II cis-regulatory region sequence-specific DNA binding
Source: RefSeq, a predicted model, not a curated record
UGUCAGGGAAAUCAGUUCUCUGGCUUUCGUUUCUACGGUUGGUCGUUGCGUAGUUCCUCAUCUAAAAAUAGAUCAACAAAAAUGUUAGAGCCACGUAAAACCAGAGGAAGAACGGAUUAUCGACCAUUCAUUUUAAUAUUCAUGUUAACGAGCUUUAUGUUAACAACAGGACAGCACAGCGAAGCUUCCCUAAUAAGCGAUCAAUCGUAUCUAGUGAGCCCCACACCAACAUUGCCAGUGCUCGGCGCUGAUGAUGUAACUACUGUACUUUUGGUAAACAAUACUGCUCAUAAGGGAAGAUUCCUGACAGUACGUCCAGAAAUUGGACUUUUAACUUCAACAGUUAGAACUUUUAUACAGGAUGGAAUAACAACGGAAUUUGCCACAAAAGUGGUUGGGACCAAAUUAAAUAAUGGCCGAUUUUAUGCGCAAUAUUUAAAAAAGAGUUCUCGAGUUUUCUAUGACAAUGAACACCUGCUGGCACCAUCAGUGGUCACCAGUUGGGUUGGUGACGGCGGCGAGACACUGUCUCUGCAGAGUCACAACGAAUUAUUUAACAUGGACGACGUCGUUGACUGGCAGGAUAUAGACGACAAUCUUGGUGUGCAUCGCGGCGAGUUUGUGGGAAAUACAGAUUUCGUUGGAAUACAAACCACAACCGAUUUAGAUCCAGUCGACGAAACUACGAGUUCGGUUCAAGUUGAAGUCAACAAGCCAUUUACAAACAACAAUAUAAAAGCAACAUCGGAGGAACUUAUUCAUAGGAAUGGUAUAACUAAAUUAACUGAUAACUUACAAACAUUUACUGUUAAUAAUAAUAUAAGGCGUUUCAAGGAAACCACCAAAACAAUUCAAGAUAAAUUUUCAACAAUUCAACAACAGCGUAUUGGAAAAAAUGUGGAAACUCCUGGUUCAAAACGUGUAUUGGCCAGUGUAACUUAUUACGGAUUCGCAGAUUUUACAACAAUCGUUGGGGACAGUGUCAUUGUCUUUUCACCGAGUACCAUGCAAAGCAGCUUACAUUUUGGACACGUAACGUCAAUUAAAGGCAAGCCCACGUUAAACCCAGAAACAGAUUUUUUGUUGAACGCUGUACCGAAAGCGACUUCAACUCAAAAGAUUUCUGUAGAAACUAGUGUUAACAAUAUAUCAUCAGAAGAAGAUGAACAUAAAGUUGGUGAUAUUUCUGUUGAAGGUGUACCUGGUAAGUUUUCUCUAGGUGAAGGUGCAUCUAGCACAUUUUCCUUAUCAGAAAGUGCAGCUAGUACAUUUUCCUUAGGAGAGAGCGUAACUAGUUUAUUUUCUUUAGAAGACGGUAUAGCUGGCACAUUUUCUCUAAAAGAAGGUGUAUCUAGUAUACUAUCAACUCAUGACAUAAUCGCUGAGAUGCCAACUGAAAUAUUAAGCACACAAACCGAAUCAAAAUUUAUUCCCAGCGAUUCUAAGUCAGACAAAAUAUUUAAUCAGAUAAACAGAGGUGCUACAACCGUUUUUCUUGAUGAUGAUCCCUUCACGAACUUUCUAGAACUUAAAACUGAUGAAAUCUCAAAUUCGAGUGUUGAAAUAACGAGAAAAGAAAUGCUUGAAACUAUUACCAAUACAGUUGUGUACAACGAUAGUAUAAUUGAUUUACCAAUUAAUAAAUCAAGCCAAGAUAAUAGCAAUGAUUCAUCGUGUGAUCACAGUCAUUUAACAUCCCAAGUAUUUCUUACUCAAAUGUCUAAGUCAUCAUCAAUCCAAGUUGGUGUUGAUACCAAUCCAAUUUUCGGCUUUGAUAUUGUUGAAACCACGAAAUACUAUUGUAUUCAAGCUGCCAAGACAGACGAAGCUGUUAAUGAGGUCAGCAGUGAUACUGUCGUUUUAAUAGAUACAUCUACAGAAUCUACACAUGAAGAAUUAAUGUCCACAGAGUUAAUUGAUGAUCUAGAUGAGACCACAGCUAGAAAUUUUGGGGAUUAUGAUGUUACGACCGAGGCGGAGGGUGAUGAUGAUUAUGAUGGUAAUUCAGAGGAGAUUGAUUUGAUUUAUAAAACUCUAUACACAACCUAUACAUAUCUGACGACAUUUUUUGAGGGCUCACAGUCAACUGUAUCUAGCCAUACUGAAAUAAUAACAAAUAUAAUUUCCUCAACACUCGAAUUGGAGGAAACUAAGCUGGAGUCGAUUGAGAAUACACUUAAAGAGCAAGAUAUUAACAGCUUAUCUUUGGCUACCAAGUAUACAAUACCUUUAGAUAUUGUAAAAGUUUUAAAUUCGGAAACUGAAAUAACUAAACAGUCAAUAACUAAUCUUAAUAUUAAUGAUAUUAGAUAUACCAAAACUCUGCUUACAACCUAUACCUAUUAUACAUCCAUAUUUGCAAAUAAUGAUACGGAAAUAAUGUCUAGAACGGAAGUGAUUACAAAUUUUGUAACUGAUAAUAAUACUUUAAGUUCAAUCGAAUCAAAUAGUACUCAUAAUAACAGUUCAGUAGAUCUUGUAGAUCCCCAAAUUGUUGAGGAAGAUCAAAUAGAAUCAAGCAGUUUUAUUAAGAAAACACCCCUGGACGACCAGGUUAGCUCUGAGAGUAAUGAUAAUGAUGAAAUUAUGCCAUCGGCUACGUUGCUUCUACAAACUAGCUAUACCACAUUUACUUUCUAUACCACCAUGUAUGUGGGCGAUGAUACAAACAUUAUAAGUCGCUUGGAGACUGUCACAAAUGUGGCUACCGAAACCUUGCCACCUACGAAACUUUUGAGUGUUGAAGAUCCUUCCUUUCCCAUAACCUAUUUUACAACAUUUACUUAUUGGACAAAGUUGGCAAAAGAUGGUGAGAUUACAACAUUAAGUCGGGAAGAGACAUUAUUUAAUGUUAUACAACCCACGAAUAAUAGGACUGAAAUAUUAUCACCCUAUGAAGUUUCAAUUGAAAAAACCGAAUCAGAUAGUAUAAUUCCUAGCUCUAGCACCUCCACUGACAUCACCACUUAUUAUACUACUUAUACCUAUUAUACAACUUCCUAUGAGGCCAAUUCUACAAUUAUAGCUUCAAGCUUGGAGACAGUUACCAAUGUGGUAACUUCUUCCCUUUCAACUUCGGCAGAAAUUGAACCCAGCUUUUCCGUAACUCCCAGCGAAGAGCAAAUAAUACUUUCUACUAGAAGUCCCAAUGUUAUUUUGUAUGACUAUAAACAUAUAAUAGAUGCUGAUGAAAUAAGCACUUUGUAUUUUACCACCGAAGUUGUAUCUUCAAUGAACAUUGAAGGUUCUAAUAUUGAAGUCACAAGCAGCACUUCCCGAUUACACGUCGAUGAAGCUAAAAAGUCAAUUUUAAGCACACCGGAUGAUGGACAUUUUGGUUCUAGUAGCUCAAAGUUGUACAAAACUGGAUUGGUUCGGCUUAUCGAGGGUAAACGUAUUCAAAAUAAUACAACAACAUUAUAUGAAUCAAAGGUUAUUGGAACCAUCAUAGAUAAUCGAUAUGCGCAGAUCAUCGAGAGCACAUCCAGUUUUCUUUAUGAAAAGGUUAAGACUGAUGAAGUGAUAGCACCAACAAGUGUUCAAAAUUUACUUAAUGAAGCGGAAACACGCACAAUUGAAUCAACAAAUUCUUUACUAGGAAGUGUAGAUCAGGAUGUUACUAAAGGAGACUUACCGCAACGUCCAUUCGCACCGGUGAUUCGACCAUUUGCCUCACGAAAUCGACCUACUUAUGCCCCAAAACAGAAAACACUUAGCCCAAGUAGUGCCACCAUAAUAACCAGAUCGGACAUUACACCAACAAUUACGGCUACGCCUGCUUUAAAGUCAUCUUCUGGCGGUAGAUAUAGCUCUUCUCGACGUGGCAUUAUUUCUAAUGCGCCUAUAAAUCCUAGCGAAUCUAACUUGUCUCAAACUUCAAGGCGCCUAUUCGGUCGUCCAUCAAAAUCUUUGAGUAAUUCCAUUGAUCAAUCUAUAAACCAGGCUUCUCUUCAACCAUCUCGAAACCGUUUUGCUUCAUCUUCACGUUCCAAUCCUAUUGCUUCAAGUUCCCGUCGCCCAAACAUAUCUUUUCGUUCAUCGAUAGCGCCAGGAUUUCGGGCUUCUGGUAUAAAUAAUAACCCCAAGUUACGAGUUAAGCCAACUAGCUUGGAAUCAACUGUGACCAUACAGGCACAAUCGAAAAAGGUCUCGAGCUCCGACCAGAUUACUAGCGAUGAUGAAGGAAAUAUAACGGAGGAAAUAAGCGGUGACGAUGAAGAGCAACAGCAAACGAAACGCAAUCAAAAUCCAUUGCUUCGGUUUCGGCGCCCAAUAAAUAGGCCCAGUGGCUUUAGCCCAAUAACAAAACAAAGUUCUGGCGUUUCCCCUGGAGUUUCGUUAAGAAAGAAUCCACUUUUAUCGGCACGAACUAAAUCUUCUCCCACAACAAGCACUACAACAUCCACAUCAACGCCAAGGCCCAAAUCUCGUAACUUUCAACGUCCCGCUGGUCUCCAGAUUAGAUCAAGACCCCAAAAUAGCCUAUUUCCACCCCGAGGUCUUUUCCAGUCACAAAAAGAAAUAGAUACUCUAGAACCUAAGUCAAAUGAAGGUUUAACUGAUAAUGAUUCCGAAUACGAUGAUUCUUCGGAAGACGAUGAAGAUGGUAAUCAUCAGAUAGUUCAGACCCAAAAAAGAUCAACUAAACUCAGAGUUCGACGUCAAGUAGAUCCCCUAAGUAGAAGUCGCUUUCGUUUUCGUCGCCAGAACGUCACUGCGAUAAGUCCAAAUCUAAAAGAAGAAGAAGACCUUGACGAAAGUACAAUCAUUCCAAGAGGUAAGACGAGUUCCAGAUUUGGUUCUAGAUUUCAUACGCCAGAUACAACUACAGCAAUUAUAAAUCACAAGUCCAUACGUCCCACUCGACCGACUUCAAAGCGUCCUCAGUUUACGUUGAGAGAGAAGGAUGUUCCCACUUCCAAAGGAACACCAACAGGACGUAGCAAUUUUCGUCGUCAGCCUACCAGUGGAAACACAUCAUUAAGACGUACAAAUACAAAUACAGGAACUUCAAAUAAUCGAAGACUUAAAAGUUAUGGAAACUUUGGAAAUAAUAAGAACACUGUUGACAAUGGGCGAUCAUCUAUAACUACUUCCCGUUCCCGUAAUACCAAUACGAAUAACGCAUUGAGCAGAGGCAGAGGAGGAAGUCGAGGACGCAAUCGUAAUGACUAUUCUCCGGAUUUACCAGCCAUUGAUCAAGAGACUCAACCCAUAACAGUUACUCAUUUUCUACCAGCCGAAGUGAUGAUACCAGUGAUCAAUGGACACGUCACUGAGUAUAAAAAUAUAGUUACUGCCAAAACCAGCAUCGAAGUUGUUGCUCUGAAUCAAUUAACCCAAUUUGCAGGUUCGAAUGGAUUGACUUCUUUAUAUUUAAAUCGUGAAGAAUCCAGUAUAAAUAAUGCUGGCAUUACAGAGCAUACAAAGUAUUUGCUACAUGAAUCUAUAACAAGUACGAUUAUAUUUACACCAACUACUAUUCGUGGCAGAAAGACGUCAUUUUCGCAUAUUUUACCAUCUACUGCGUAUUCCGUAGAGUAUGUAGUAACGACUGUACAGCCACAAAUCUCAGCAAAUGCUCCACUUGCUAAUAUACUAUUGUCCCAAUUACUUUUGGGUAACCUCAACCUACCAGGUCAUGCCAUAAUACAACAACCAAGUGCAAUACCAGCUAUAGUACCCACAUCUGUUGAACCCGUAACCGAAUAUCGAACUCACACCUCCAGCUAUGUAACAACGAUUUUCGAUGGUAAAUCCACAAUACUUCCAGUGACGUUUCAAGGCAAAAAGAUACUAACAACGGUUUAUGAUACAUCAGCGGAGAUAAUAACGGCAACGGAAUAUAGCGUUGAAACAAUAAUUAAUACUGCUCCGAUUAUUCAAAGCCAAAUGCAACAACAGUCUGUUCAGCAAGUAAAUAAUUUAUUAUUACAGCAAUUACUUCUACAACAACAACAGCAGGAAGCUCAAGCCAUAUCUAAGACUUUGUCGCCUCAGAUAUUUCUAAGUAAUAACCUACAAGACUUGGAUGAUGCAACGCGAACCAUAUUAAAUGAAGAUUUUGCUGAUUUAUCAAUCCAAACGGAAGCUGAGCAGUCGUCGAAGAGUCAGCGGAAAAAGUCCAGAAAGUCGGCGGGAGGUCACAACAGACGUCAUAAACAGAGUCAUAACAUGGAGUUACUGGAACAGCAAGAGCCGGUCCAACAAAGCGUUGUAACACUAUAUAUAUCCGGACGAAGACCCGGGGAAUUCAGCACUGUCUUAUCAACUGUAAAUGGCUACGAUCACUCUGCUUCAUUGCACAAAAGGCAAGCAUAUUUAAGCAUUCAUGUGACGAAUGCAAAUCAAUUUCAUCCAGAAAAAACUCAAUUAUCAAGGGAUCCCAUAGAAAUAAUCCCAAACGAAGAUAGUUCAACUGAAUUAACCCGAAGAACAACAUCAUUAGAGAGCAUUGUCGGGGAUGUUGAUCGUUGGCUAUCACAAUCGACACGACAGUCAAUGGUACCAGAAAAUAAGACUACUAAAAAUCCGGGCUGUAUAAAUAAUACAAGCACAACAAUUUCUUAAAUUGGAAACAUUUUAACAAAAAUUGUAUAGUGCCAACAAAACCUAAGCCCUCUGGAAGGUGUCCGAUAAAACUAGUCAAUAAUUAACAGAAACAUUUUUAAUCAUUUUAAAUUAAAACUUACUUAAUCACUCUGUCACUAUAUCCUUAUCUCAGCAAACUUUUUUAUUUCAAUGCGUUUUUAUUAAUUAAGAAUUUAAUUCGGUUUCACACAUUAUGUAACAAAUAUGGAACAUAAAAAUAAAAAUGUUGUUAACAUUAUAUUCGAUAAUUUUGUAAUAUUUGUUUGAUUAAAUUGUACUUAUUUUAAGUUUUCAUUUGCUUUCUGGUUUACUAGUUUUAUAUACCUAGUACAUAUGUAAAAGGCUUAUAAAUUAAAUAUGUAACCAUGUCUAAGAUUGGAAGUAAUAAAAACACGUUAUGUCAAUAUACACUUACAAUUAACAUUUAAAUUGAAUUUGAAUUUUGUAAAUAUUUAU